UUCAGUCAGUUCAGACCUGGGAGCAGGGGAAAAAAAACCCCACACGAGCGUCCCAAACCGGCCGGGGAAGGCCCGAAGGCAGCCAGCAGCAAUGUCGUCCUCCAACGACGCUCCCCUGAGCCCUCGAUCCCAGCUAGCUCUCAGCUGCUUCGAGGAGCUCCUCGACUGCGCGGUGGCGGACGUCGCGUCGGAGUGCCACCGCAUCACGCGCCUCGGCCUGGACCGCAGCGUCGACGCCGAGGAGGAGGAGCUCCGCGUCUGGGCCACGCGCGCGGCCACUGGGUGCGAUCACCACCACCCCGGCGGCGGUGGGGCUGCCGAGGAGGGCGUGGUCGGGGGCGGGAGCAAGGGCGGGGUCGACGUGUUCGGCCAGACGCACCCCGCCAUCGCCGCCGACGUCAUCGAGUGCAUGAACUGCGGCCGCCCCGUCGUCGCCGGCCGCUUCGCCCCGCACCUUGAGAAGUGCAUGGGCAAGGGGCGGAAAGCUCGAACAAAAGUUACAAGAAGCAGUACAGCUGGGCGGACCAGAAGCAGCAACGGCAGCGCAGCUGCUACAUCCUACUCUCCAUACUCCAACACAACGAACCCUAACAGGGGGAGCGUCCCUAAUGGCGUGACUGAUGGUGGUGGCGGCACGGGUGGAGAUCACAGCAACCAUGCGCCAUAGGAGCCCUGACUCAAGGUUGCGCCUCAGCUGCCUCGCUAUGGGCCCGUGUGAAGCAGGUUCUGUUGAUAAAUGUCAUCUAUGAACCACAAGUACCUCUCCGGUAGUUACAGUCAGUGAAGGUGAGAAGGCCGAAUCUCCCGUGCAUUAGGCUCGGGACUGUUCGAGUAGAUCACCUGCUGUCUUGUUGUUCAGCGGUUUUUUCAACUUUUGUACAGCUUUGACGCUUCUAUCAGUUUUCAGUGGUUACAGUUUAUUCAGGCAAGCGUUUGACAUCCGGUGCCAAUCUUUUAGGAGGGCUGCUUAA
Molecule: messenger RNA, 971 nt
Organism: Setaria italica (foxtail millet)
Lineage: Eukaryota; Viridiplantae; Streptophyta; Magnoliopsida; Poales; Poaceae
Product: SAGA-associated factor 11 homolog
Exons: 3
Coding region: 92-667 (191 amino acids)
Cellular component (GO): SAGA-type complex; DUBm complex
Source: RefSeq, a predicted model, not a curated record